Messenger RNA from Vanessa atalanta (red admiral), 1421 nucleotides. RefSeq lists its product as uncharacterized. NCBI's taxonomy places the organism in Eukaryota, Metazoa, Arthropoda, Insecta, Lepidoptera, Nymphalidae. The transcript has 3 exons. The record is from RefSeq and is a predicted model, not a curated record. Bases 307 to 771 code for a protein of 154 amino acids. Gene Ontology annotation, biological process: positive regulation of voltage-gated potassium channel activity; sleep; regulation of synaptic transmission, cholinergic.
CCGCGCCGGCGCCAGAAUCGAUCGCGUGAAUCAACUCUAGUGCGCGAGUUUUAGAAGCUUAUUUCUUCGGUUUGGACAUGUCCCGUUUUGCCAUUGGAUUUCCUUCCUGUGAAUCAUGGCUUGAGCGUGGAGAGGCCAAUUUCAGUCAGUAAAGCACAUGGAACCAUAUGCGCCCCGAGCGCGACCGCGUUAACCGGUGUUACGCGCACUUCAUGUCAUUUUCGCAUUUCGUAACUUGUUCGCAUUUAAAUAAAGAACAUAUAUUUUUUUAAAGAUACUUCGAUUGCUAAGUGCUGUACAGAUAUAAUGGAGUUGUCACUUGUUUUAUUGGCGUUAUCGAUGUUUUUUAAAACUUCGUCGUGUGUAUUUUGCUACGUAUGUAAUCCAGAGCAGCAGACAUAUGACGGGUCGUUAUUAUGCAAAGACUUUGACGGUAGCGAGAAAUUCGUAGAAGACUGUGAACAUUCCACCAUGUGUUUUAAACGGGAGACCACCCUGAGAUUUGGCGAUGGAAUGACGUCGUCCACAAUACAGAGAGCUUGUGCUUCACAAACUCUUGAUGGCGACCAAGCAAGAAUAAACGGUAAGUGGCAGAAGGUGAAUACAAUAUACGAAGUCUACGAAGAGACGUGUAAGGAAGACUAUGACUCAGACAGACCAACGAAAACAGUCAACUGCUACUGCCGCGGCAAUCUGUGUAACGCGUCUGACGUUAACAUAAUCAAUUCAACAACUAUAUUGUUAUUUAUUAUUGUAUAUUUAAUUAGUUAAUGUGAACGCUUUAGAUAAAAUUUUAAAGCAAAUGUUUAACGACCCAAAUAUGAUAACAAGAGCUUCAAAAUUAAACUCCUGCCAUUUGAAAUUGUUUGUAGACUUUAUGACUAAAUGCAUUUCGUAUGCAAAGAAACAAAAACUUUUUUUCGAUCGAUAUUUCAUUUUUGAAUAAUUGUAUUCUCAUUCCAAAGAAAAGUAAAAUAUUUUAUUAUUAUGUUUAAUGAAAUAAAUAUCACUAGUCAUAAUUUAAUAAUUAUGUGAUUUUUAAAUCGCAUUUUUACUUACUGCCAUUUUAAUUAUUAUUAUACACCAAUAGCAUUAGGAAGUGAACAAAGUUCACGGCAUAGACUAUUUUAUAUUUAUUCCAUUUGACUUUUUAAAAAAAUAUUAAAUGAUUAAUAAUGUAUUGGAUUGUAUACAAAUUCUUAUUAGGCUAUUUAUAAAUGUGUACAAAAUAUAACUAUACUAACAGACUUAGUACAAAGUACUAAGUAGGUAUUUAAAUAUAACAAUGCUGUAAUUUUUUUUAUUGGCAAUUCUUAUAAAUUUUGUGUACUAUGCUGUUAUGAGGUUAUUGACCUCAAAUAUGUAUAAAUAAAAUAAAGCAUGUGUUUAAGCAAUACAGUAUUUCGAUUCAGUUAACUAAA